AUGAUGCAUUCCAACUUCUCCCAAAUCGGUGAUGAUGCCGAAUACCGAGCCACACUUCUCAAAUUGGCUGCGAAUCAGUGCCAGAUACAGACUGACGAUGUUGAAGACAUCUAUCCAUGCACUCCUGCUCAGGAAGGAUUAUUUGCUCUUUCUGUAAAGAGCCCAAGUUCAUAUGUCGCUCGUUACGUGUAUGAAUUGCCUGGUGAUAUCGACCUGGUGAGAUUCCGGCGUGCUCUGGAUGCAACUCUGGAGGCCCACACCGUUCUUCGAACAAGACUUAUUCAAGGAAACGAUGGCACCUUUCAGGUAGUGGUUCGACAACUUGACGUUGACCAGAGCUAUAACAACCUUGAUACGUAUCUGGCCGCAGAUACUCAACGGCCAAUGCCUCCAGGAGUACCAUUGCUCCGAGUGGCCCUUCUGGAUGGUCAACUUCAAAGUAAACCGACGCUGGUGUUGACUUUGCAUCAUGCUCUCUAUGAUGACUGGUCUUUGAAUGUUGUUCUCAAAGACAUUGAAAAAGUAUAUGAUGGGAACCUGUUGCCGAAGAGGCUUUUCGCGGACUUCACAGUCCAUGCGCUUGAGGCUCAAUCUGAGUCAUCUGCUACGUAUUGGCGGUCGCAAUUGGAGGGUUCGGUUGUUUCUCGAUUUCCCCGUCUUCCUUCCGACUCAUACACGCCUGCCGCCAAGGCCAGUUUGAUUCAAACUGUUCCAUUUCUUCACUCAAUGACUGAGAAUGAGCAGUCCGCUGCCAUUGAGCUGGCGUGGGCAUUGUUACUCUCUAAGUGCAUCAACUCGCAAGAGGUCACAUUUGGCGUGACACUUACAGGCCGACUGGAGCAUCUUCCGGGAAUUAAGGAUAUGUCAGGCCCAACAAUUGCGACCAUUCCCUUCCAUGUUCAGCUUCCUCUUGAUCACUCCGUUGGAUCAAUUUUGAAGUCUCUCAGGUCUACUGCCGAUGAUAUGCUCCCAUUUGAGCAGCUUGGACUGUAUCAAAUCGGUCGUCUUGGUGCAGAAGCUUCUGCCGCGUGUCAAUUUCAGACUCUUGUUGUGAUCCAAUCACCUCCCCAAUAUCAAUAUGAUUACCUUUCCGAAACCACUCAUGACCACAACCUUCUCAACCAUGCAACAUUUGGGACUUAUCCAGUGACUUUGGUCUGUGAUUUAGCGAAGGGAUCUGUACGUGUCCAAGCAGUAUACGACGAUACUCUUGUUCCUCCGACGCAGAUGCAGCGAAUAUUGAGUCAAUUGAGCACGAUAUUGCAACAAAUGACGGAAUCCGCUGAGUAUAGCUCUAUCGCUUUGAAGGAUGUUAAAACUAUCAGCGAGGAUGAUAUGCAGCAGCUAGAGCAUUGGAAUGGCCAAUUGCCUCCUAAGGUAGACUGCUGUCUGCACGAGUUGAUUCUCGAGCACUGUGAAAAGCAGCCUGGCCAGCCGGCUGUCUGUGCAUGGGAUGGAAACUUCACAUACAGGGACAUUGAAGAUAUGUCACGAAAGCUGGCCGCUCAUAUGUUUCACUCACUAUGCGUGCGACCUGAGAAUUUUGUACCUGUGUAUUUUGAAAAGUCCAAAUGGACAACCGUUGCAAUUUUGGCGGUCAUGAGAACCGGGGCUGCAUUUGUGCUGUUGGAUCCGGCUACGCCGCUAGCUCGCAAUAAGAGUAUCUGCGAAAGGGUCGGUGCCCGUUGUGUCUUGUCCUCUGUCUCCCUUGUUUCAGCGGCGGCGUCCCUCGCAGAUAACAUCAUUCCUGUGGGUCCAGAAGAGGGCAUCUUUGCAGAAAAUCCUUUGAAAAAUCCUUCUGAUUCUAUGCACGGUGAUAUUGAUCCGGCUGGCUUUUCUUCUUCCAAUGCUCUAUAUGCGGUUUUUACCUCUGGAUCAACUGGAACACCCAAGGGCGUGGUUAUCGAGAACGGGUCCUUUGCAACAAGCACUAAGGCAUAUUUGCAAAGAUGUGACAUUCGCAACGAUACUCGCGCUUUGCAAUUCGCUUCCUAUGCAUUUGAUGUUAGUAUAUCAGACACUCUUGUCACUUUGGUUGCGGGAGGAUGUAUUUGCGUACCUUCGGAGGAGGAGCGAAAAUCCGACAUUGCCUCAGUGGUGAGAAAGUAUGAUGUGAACUGGGCUGAUUUCACCCCAUCCUUGCUUCGUCACCUCCCUCCUGACCAGAUGCCUUCUCUUCGAUCUAUUGUCCUCGGUGGAGAACCGUUAUCUCAGAUUGAAAUUAAUACUUGGGGCACGCAUGUGAGAUUGCUGAACAUCUACGGCCCUGCGGAGUGCUGUGUCCUGUCUACCAUCCAGACAAAUGUCACUCGUACAACUGAUCCACGUGACAUUGGAUUUGCAGCUGGAUGUGUCUGUUGGGUUGUAGAUCAUGAAGAUCCCAAUCAGCUUAUGCCUAUCGGGGCAGUUGGUGAGCUUAUACUUGAAGGUGCAAUUGUCGGGCGCGGCUAUCUGCAAGAUGAAGAGAAGACUGCAGCUUCUUUUAUCGGUGAUCCCUCUUGGAUCAAGAGGUUUCGACCCACUGGUACUUCCUCUCGCUUCUAUCGCACUGGUGAUCUGGUUCAGUAUACCAACCAAGGCUCUCUGCGAUUUGUUGGUCGGCGAGAUGUGCAAGUGAAGCUGCGCGGACAACGUGUGGAACUCGAAGAGGUUGAGUAUCACACCCGCAAUUCUUUCCCAAAUGCAGAGGAGGUUGUCGCAGAUGUCCUAUCUCUUGACGGUCGUCCAAAAGAGCUGGUGGCCUUCGUUGCACUGAAAGAAAUGGUCGGUGAUGGUUCAUUAACAGCGCCAUUCCUCCCAGCCACCACAUCCUUCCAUAGCUCCGUCAGCACAGCGAAUGAGAGUUUGUUCAAACUUGUGCCCAGUUUCAUGAUUCCAUCUCUCUACGUUUCCGUCACCCAUAUCAUGAAAACGAUGUCCGAUAAAACUGACCGUCGACGGUUGAGAGAAAGUGCCAUGACUUUAGCCAAAGAUCAAGUGGCGAGCUAUUGUCUUCCUCCUAGCAAUGCCACAAAGCGUCCACCUCAGUCGGAGACAACUAUCAAAAUGCAAAGAAUUUGGGCCGAUGUGUUGCAGAUCCCUCUAGACAGAAUCGGGUUAGACGAUGGGUUCUUCAAUCUUGGAGGUGACUCUAUCACAGCUAUGAAAGUCGCUGGUAAGGCUAAGUCACAGGGAUUGGUCUUCUCCAUGUCAGAUCUUUUCCAAAGAACAAGUAGCUUGGAGUCGGUCGUGGAGCAAGCAGCAGGGACAACCGCGACUGCCAUAUGGGAUUGGUUAAAGGAAUCUACCAUCGAAUCUGACGUUGUCUCCUACUCCAGGAAGAACAGAAUUUGUCUCACGGGAUCAACCGGAUUCCUUGGUCAGGAACUCCUGCGCGUCGCAAACAACAACCCCGAUAUCCAGGCAAUCCACUGCCUUGCAGUGAGAGCUCAAGGUGCGGGUAUCGCAAGAAAGUCCUCAUUACUCAAGUCAGACAAGAUCAUUUACCACACUGGGGACCUGAGUCUACCCAAUCUUGGUAUGACUGCUGAGUCUCUCUCUUCUGUCAUACAGGAGUGCACUGUAAUUAUUCAUUGUGCCGCAGAUAUUUCAUUUGUCAAGACUUACGAGCUCCUCAAAACAACAAACGUUGGUGCCACAAAAGUGCUUGCCCGUCUUGCCCUUGAACACUCCGUCCCAUUCCACUUUGUCUCCAGUGCAGCCAUGUCCCACUGGGCUGAGCUCGACAAGUUUGGGGAGAUUUCAAUGAGAAACUACCCGCCACCUUUGGAUGGUAGCGAGGGGUAUUUGACAUCCAAAUGGGUCAGUGAAACUUACCUGGAAAACUGCAACAAAAUUCAUGGUCUCCCAGUCACCAUCCACCGUCUAUCAAGUGUUGUUGGUCCCGGUGCUCCUGAACUGGAUAUUACCAACAAUUUUCUGAAAUAUGCAUGUAAAUUGCGCGCCGUUCCAAAUCUGCGCGGUUGCAAGGGGUACGUCGAUUUGGUUUCCGUCCAAACCACUGCUACGAAUGUCCUGGCGGAUGCACUUUCAGGAGCUAGUGAGACCGCACCAGUCAAAAUCAUCAAUGAGUCUGGCGAGAUUCAAGUCAAAGCCAGUGGACUGAAAGAGUAUCUUGAAACCGAACGACGCGAAGAUCAGUCCUUCCAGGAACUUGAGUUGCACGAAUGGGUCGCAUCCGCACAGGAACAGGGCAUGCCUGACCUCGUCGCCAAAUUUCUCCUUUCUAUGCCUCCAACAGAAAUUGACAUUGCGAUGCCUUUCUUGGAAACAAGUCGUAUCUAUGAUCGGACGGGGUCUAUGUGCAAGGAGAGUGGACCGUUAAUGUUCCUGCUCUGA
Molecule: messenger RNA, 4338 nt
Organism: Penicillium malachiteum
Lineage: Eukaryota; Fungi; Ascomycota; Eurotiomycetes; Eurotiales; Aspergillaceae
Exons: 1
Coding region: 1-4338 (1445 amino acids)
Biological process (GO): amino acid activation for nonribosomal peptide biosynthetic process; secondary metabolite biosynthetic process
Cellular component (GO): cytoplasm
Molecular function (GO): phosphopantetheine binding; catalytic activity
Source: RefSeq, a predicted model, not a curated record